AUGUCGAAACGCGGCGAAGGGCCUUCGUCCGAUAUGCCUCCCGGCAAACGGCCGCGGCUUAUGGCCCAGCCGGACGGAUUUUCCAAACCGCGGCCGCCAAAGCUGGCCGCGCCGCCCAAAUUUGCCUCUGCUUUUGACGGCAUGGAAACGGAUCGGUUGGACAAACGGGCUGCGGAGUCGGCGUCAAAGGCGCAGAAACCGCAACAGAAGCCUUUUCCGACAUUCAGCGCGUUUGACUCCGCUCUGAAGAAGCCAUCAUCGCGGCCGAAUGGCCUUCCUCCUGCAGCCCAGCAUGCACGGCCCAUGAAGUCGGCCCCUAAACCACCCGUCCCGUUAUUCAAUCCGGCACCUCCGCCUUCUCCGCCACGAGCCCGUAUUCGCCAACCGCCGCCUCUUCCUGUACCGACGCCACCCCCAGUCGAGUUUUCUGCCCUUCGUCAAAUGAAACUGGACCCGCCCCCGAUACCGAUUACUCCUCCAAAACCAUCUACCACUUUGAAGAACCUCGUGCCACCCCGGGUCCCGGUGGUUCCAGCUACAUCGAUCCCCCCAGAGAAACUGCGGACGAUCAAUACGACGAUGCUGGCGCGGACAACGGAUAUAUUCUCGGAGAGCGGGCCGUCAGAGCUUGCGUCGUUGCUGCUAGACUAUCACGCAGAGGUGGACGAGUGGGCAACGCCGCACGCGCUUGAAGAGAAGCGGGGCCUGAUAGUGAGUCCGGAGAAGGCCAAUGCGAAAGGGAAGGAAAAAGAGAAGUUUGUUCGUGGGGGGUUGGCGGCAUGGGCCAGGUCGUUUUACGAUGCGCGAGAAUCUGCUCGCUCGCUAUGGGAGAAGGACACCAUGCGACUCAUUUCGUCCCUCGCCACGCGCCGCGUUUCCUCCCUGCUGUCUCUGAACCCCGAUAUGCGUUUGCGGGUAAAGCACAUAUUACACGUUCCCCAGCUUGGGUUUCACCAGAAGCCCAAAGCUGAUCUGUCCAUCCCCGGGAUCGCGCUCUGCCACAUCAUUGCUGCCCCGACGGUAACUGAUGCGGACCCGCAUGAGGCCCCGCCCCCCCCGCUCGAAAGACAGCGUAUGCGCCGUUCUGCUGUCCUUCGCCUCGAUCGCGCCGGCCCGGACCGGCUCCGCCACGCCCCGAAACCCAGAAGACUUUAUGGAAGGCCGGGAGGUAUAUGUCUGGCGGCCGUGGCAGACCCUCACCCUUCCGAUCGAGGCCCUGCAGACGGCCCUUGA
This is a messenger RNA of Mycena indigotica, 1233 nucleotides long. RefSeq lists its product as uncharacterized. Bases 1 to 1233 code for a protein of 410 amino acids. The transcript is spliced from 3 exons. Lineage: Eukaryota; Fungi; Basidiomycota; Agaricomycetes; Agaricales; Mycenaceae. The record is from RefSeq and is a predicted model, not a curated record.